Messenger RNA from Elaeis guineensis (African oil palm), 484 nucleotides. RefSeq names its product dolichyl-diphosphooligosaccharide--protein glycosyltransferase subunit 4A. The record is from RefSeq and is a predicted model, not a curated record. NCBI's taxonomy places the organism in Eukaryota, Viridiplantae, Streptophyta, Magnoliopsida, Arecales, Arecaceae.
AUGAUCGACGAUCAAGACUUGGGAUUCUUUGCCAAUUUCCUUGGCAUAUUUAUAUUUAUUUUGGUAAUUGCUUAUCAUUAUGUCAUGGCUGACCCAAAAUAUGAAGGAAAUUAAUACUAAACUGACGAUGCUUUAGAAACAAGGAGACUAGAACUUUCAUUGAGCGAUAUGGAGACAUUUGCUAUUUAGUGUUACAAGGGAAACUCAGAUCACAAAUUUGAUGAUGGUUUUGUCAUGAGGAACUUUUAGCUUUCAUUCCAACAAAAUGAAUUGGUACACUUUGUGCUUUUUCCUGCUUUAUAUGAAAAGCUCAUAAUAUCUUGUUAGCAGUCCCUUCUGAUCAAAAUCAUUUGUCUGCUUUAGUAUUGAUACAUCUCCAUGUUAACUAUUGCAACUUGGAUUUUGAAGGGCUUGUUUGGCACCAUUGUUUUGUGUUUUUGCUUUUCUCUGAAUCAGUGAAAUUCCACAUAAGAUUGACGUUAAA